Molecule: messenger RNA, 3003 nt
Organism: Cyprinodon variegatus (sheepshead minnow)
Lineage: Eukaryota; Metazoa; Chordata; Actinopteri; Cyprinodontiformes; Cyprinodontidae
Gene: nfatc1
Product: nuclear factor of activated T-cells, cytoplasmic 1-like
Exons: 9
Coding region: 241-2988 (915 amino acids)
Biological process (GO): cytokine production; regulation of transcription by RNA polymerase II; calcineurin-NFAT signaling cascade
Cellular component (GO): transcription regulator complex
Molecular function (GO): transcription factor binding; RNA polymerase II cis-regulatory region sequence-specific DNA binding; DNA-binding transcription factor activity, RNA polymerase II-specific
Source: RefSeq, a predicted model, not a curated record
GAGUCAGGAUCCCCCUGCUCGGUGAAGGAGAGCCCGACCAGACAGCCAGGAGCUCCCCGUUCUCCUGCUUGGACCGGUCCGCUGCUUCGGUUCCGUUCUGGGUUCUUUUUUUCCUGACUUGGAUCAGAAACUGAGAGUUUAAAGUUUGGAGGAAGGAGGACCUGCUGCGGCUGGAGGACAUUUAUGGAGCAGAGGUCCCACCGCUGAGCUCCCACUGUAAGCUUCUCCUCAGAGGAGAGGAUGAAAUCUGCAGAAGAAGAUGCGUAUGGCUUCACGCCAAACAUCAGCCUCUCCCUCCCACUGGGCAACCCUUGCCUCCCCUCCCAGUACCAAGGCCUCCAGUCCAGCCCCGCCAUAUCAGUCUCCGUCACUGAGCCUCAAGCUUUUGACUCGCAGGACGACUUGAGAGCGUCCGGGUUCUAUUCGACCGUCCGUCCAAACGGGGCCCCGGCUCUGGAGAGCCCCCGCAUUGAAAUCACCGCCUACAGUCAAUUUCCCGAGGAUGAGGUACAGGAGAGCAGCCUUCCAGUUGCCAAGCGGGUCAACUCCAUAGUGACGCUGUCCCUCCCCAAUGCUGACGGUUACCGUGACCCCAGCUGCCUGAGUCCAGCUAGCAGCGUGUCGUCACGCAGCGGCCUCUCAGACGCCUCUUACGAGUCCAGCUUCUCCUACAACUACGACAACUCACCCCAGAACUCCCCCUGGCAGUCACCCUCCGUCUCCCCAAAGGGCUCCACCCUCGCCCUGCCGGGUGAGGGGGGCGCCUCCUGCGGCUCUCCUCGUCACUCACCCUCCGCCUCCCCCCGUACGAGUGUAACAGAUGACACCUGGAUGGGGCCUCGAGGUUCCAGGCCCAACUCCCCUUGUGGAGCCAAGAGGAAGUACAGCCUGAAUGGCAGUGAAGCGUCGCACAAGAGCUUCCCAUACUCACCCGCCCACUCCCCAGGCCCGUCCCCUCACGCCUCGCCUCGUCUCAGUGUGACGGAGGAAAGCUGGCUGCCCAACACCAACCAGUACACCAACUCUGCCAUCCUGGCAGCCAUCAAUGCCCUCACCACCGACGGCGUGUCUGACAUUGGCGAGGGAAUCCCCAUAAAGGCACGAAAAACCAGCCUGGACCACAGCCCUACGGUCAGCCUGAAGCUAGAGCCAGGAGGCGGGGAGCUGCGCCAUGGAGACCUCGGUCACGAUGAGCUUUCUGCCAACCGAGCGGCCCUGAAGAAGGAAGGUUACUGCGGAAGUUUCCUGGAUGUUCCUCAGCCGCCUUACACCUGGACAAAGCCCAAGCAGUUCAUCAGCCCGUCUCUGCCGGCUCUGGACUGGCAGCUCCCGUCCACCUCGGGGCCGUACAGCCUGCAGAUCGAAGUGCAACCCAAGUCGCACCACCGAGCCCACUACGAGACGGAGGGCAGCAGGGGUGCAGUGAAGGCGCUGGCAGGAGGGCACCCGGUCGUCCAGCUCCACGGCUACAUGGAGAACGAACCUCUGACCCUGCAGCUGUUCAUCGGCACCGCUGACGACAGGCUGCUCAGGCCCCACGCCUUCUACCAGGUCCACCGCAUCACGGGCAAGACGGUGUCCACGCCGAGCCACGAGAUCCUGCACAACAACACCAAGGUGCUGGAGAUCCCGCUGCUGCCGGAGAACAACAUGCGGGCCAUAAUCGACUGCGCCGGAAUCCUGAAGCUUCGCAACUCCGACAUCGAGCUGAGGAAGGGAGAGACGGACAUCGGGCGGAAGAACACGCGCGUUCGGAUGGUUUUCAGAGCUCACAUCAGCCAGCCCAACGGCAGGACAGUGUCCCUGCAGGUGGCAUCAAACCCCAUCGAGUGCUCCCAGAGAUCGGCCCAGGAGCUGCCGCUGGUGGAUAAGCAGAGCCUGGAGACGUGUGCGGCCUCCGGAGGGGAGAGGAUGAUCCUGGACGGGCACAACUUCCAGCACGACUCCAAGGUGGUGUUUGUGGAAAAGGCUCAAGCUCAGCUGCUGGAGAAACCCCAGGAACCCCCCCCCUCAUCCUCCGUCAAAAUAUCCUCCACGCUGCCAGAGUGCCACAUGUGGAUCUGUUCCUUCUACCGACUCAGUUUCAUUUUACUGUCUGUGUCUCAGAAUUCGCUGUUGGUGGAAAUCCCUCCGUACCGAACGCAUCGCCUCUCCUCGCCCGUCCACGUCAACUUCUACGUCUGCAACGGCAAGAGGAAAAGGAGUCAGUACCAGCGGUUCGCCUACGUCCCCGAAAACGUUCCAACAAUAAAGACGGAGCCGCAUGACGACUACGACGCUGCCCUGAUGUGUACCCAACACAGACCGGGCCAGAUCCUGCACCCAAAGCCGUAUUACCCCCCACAGGUCAUGGCUCCGAUGAUCUCCGACCUCAGGCCGUGCGUGGUGGGCGGGGCUUACGCUGUUAGUCAGCAGAGAUUGGUGGCCAGGCCUUCCUCUGCUACUCCCUGUUCCCCGAGCACCAGCCCCAAACUUCAGGAUCUGGCCCCGUCACCCUUCUCAAAGUGCCUCCAACAGUCGGGCCAUCAGCCACCCAUCCCUCACGUCUCCAUCAUCCAGGAAACUCCAGGACGGUUCCAGCCUCCAGACCUCUACCCGCCCAGCAGCUCUUCUUCUCCUACAGACUCCCAGCCGUCCACCCCGACCGACGCCCCCUUCUCUCACGCUCCUGGCGUGACUCCAGCCCAGCCGGUCAGCGCCAGCCCCGGCGUCCAGGAGCUCCCUGAACCUGCAGAAAGGGGCCCGUCCUCGCUGCCAGAGGAUGGCAGCCCGCCGCCUGUGGCCGUUAGCAUCAAAGAAGAACCACAGGAACUGGACCAGAUGUACCUCGAUGAUGGUGAGAAUAAAACUUCAUCUGUUCUUAAACACAACGGAGAACAGCUGCAAUCUGGUGCAGGAAAAAAAAAAGGAACUCUUCCCGUAACUCAAAUCCUUCAAAAAUUUACCAAAACACAGAAAAUCUUUUCAUGUCAUAAAAAAACCUUUUAAAUGUCAAAUGAUCUC